GCAGCUGCGGGGAGAACAGAAACCAAGUUCCCCGGCAACAAGCAGCAUCAACCCGGCGGGAGGCCGGAGCCAGAGAGGCCCAAAAGGCUGCGGAGAGAGCCGGCCGCUGAGUGUACAGCGCGCCCCCCUCCUCCUUCUUCCUCGGCCGCCCAGCCCUAAAUUUCGACCAGCUUUUUCGCCUGCGGAAAUCCUAGGAAGGGGGUUAGGAGCAGCUGCGCCCCCCUCUCUGAAGCUGCCGCCCCCUGACUUUUCGGCGCUGCUCCCUGCCGCGUGCGCCCGGGCAGUGCACCUCGGCAGGCCCCAGCCAUGUCGAUGCUGCCGUCGUUCGGCUUCACGCAGGAGCAAGUGGCGUGCGUGUGCGAAGUUCUGCAGCAAGGCGGGAACCUGGAGCGUCUGGGCAGGUUUCUGUGGUCGCUCCCCGCCUGCGACCACCUGCACAAGAACGAAAGCGUGCUCAAGGCCAAGGCCGUAGUUGCCUUCCACCGCGGGAACUUCCGCGAGCUCUACAAGAUCCUGGAGAGCCACCAGUUCUCGCCACACAACCAUCCCAAGCUGCAGCAACUGUGGCUGAAGGCGCACUACGUGGAGGCCGAGAAGCUGCGCGGCCGGCCGCUGGGCGCGGUGGGCAAAUAUCGGGUGCGCCGAAAAUUCCCGCUGCCGCGCACCAUCUGGGAUGGCGAGGAGACCAGCUACUGCUUCAAAGAGAAGUCCCGGGGUGUGCUGCGGGAGUGGUAUGCGCACAACCCGUACCCCUCGCCUCGUGAGAAGCGGGAGCUGGCCGAGGCCACUGGGCUCACCACCACCCAGGUCAGCAACUGGUUUAAGAACCGGAGGCAAAGAGACCGGGCCGCCGAGGCCAAGGAAAGGGAGAACACCGAAAACAAUAACUCCUCCUCCAACAAGCAGAAUCAACUCUCUCCUCUGGAAGGGGGCAAGCCGCUCAUGUCCAGCUCAGAAGAAGAAUUCUCACCUCCCCAAAGUCCAGACCAGAACUCGGUACUUCUGCUGCAGGGCAAUAUGGGCCACGCCAGGAGCUCAAACUAUUCUCUCCCUGGCUUAACGGCCUCGCAGCCCAGCCACAGCCUGCAAGCCCACCAGCAUCAGCUCCAGGACUCCCUGCUGGGCCCCCUCACCUCCAGUCUGGUGGACUUGGGGUCUUAAGUGGGGAGGGACUGGGCCUGGAAGCAGUGACUAGGGACACCUGUAAAUAGAAAUCAGGAACAUUUUUGCAGCUUGUUUCUGGGGUUCUCUGCGCAUAAAGGAAUGGUGGACUUUCACAAAUAUCUUUUUAAAACUCAAAACCAACAGCAAUCUCAAGCUUAGUCGCCUUCUUCUCUCCGACUCUUGCAUUUCCCAUCCCAGUGCAGAGAUCAGGAAAACAAAAACCCAAAACCAAAAAAACCCAAACAAACAAAAGCACCCAGUCACCCAGUCUCGGUUCUGGGCAAUCCAUGUGCCAGCUUCAGUAGCUUUUCUUUCUUUCUUUCUUUUUUUCAGUGAAUGGGAAUUACAAAUCAACUGGAUUUUAAAUAUUUCCUUUUAAUUUAUUUAUGGAAAAGUCUUUUGGAAAGAGGAAAAGGAAAUGAAGAAAGAGAGAGAGAAGUCAAAAUAGUGAAAAUAAGACCCUCCAGCCGGGAGGAACUGGUUGCAUUCUUAAGGUGAAUAGAAAAAAUAUGAUUUUACAACUUUUUGAUGGGGAAAAAUUAAGUUUACAUUUUUCAUUAUUUAGUGUUAAACACUUUUAUGUAGAUUAAAAUGAAAGAACAGUAUUAGGGGGAAAAAAACCAAGUGCCUAAAUGUCUUAAUGCUCUCUGUGUAAGGCAGUUAGAAAUAGCAGUGACCAUUAGUAAUACAACUAUUUUUGUCAAAUUUAGUGGGGGUUUUUGGUUGUUGUUUGUUUUCUUGGGUUUUUUUAAAUGGCAAACUUUAGAAAUGCACCAAUAUGAAAAAAAAAAACCAAAACACAACACUUUCCUGAAUGCCAUAACUUCUCAUGCCCUUGAAGCUUUCAUAUUUGUAGCCUACUCCUGCUAAGGGUUUCCCUUGUUCCUAGUUUCUAGCCUGCAAAAAUAUAUGACAAAUCUGGCAACCUGGUAUUUGUUACUAAAACAGCAUGUGUUUUCAGGUUUCUUUUCUAUUGUACCUAAAUCAGUCUAAAUUAAAACUUAGUAGAACACCA
Molecule: messenger RNA, 2179 nt
Organism: Lutra lutra (Eurasian river otter)
Lineage: Eukaryota; Metazoa; Chordata; Mammalia; Carnivora; Mustelidae
Gene: SIX1
Product: SIX homeobox 1
Exons: 2
Coding region: 307-1161 (284 amino acids)
Biological process (GO): regulation of transcription by RNA polymerase II
Cellular component (GO): nucleus; transcription regulator complex
Molecular function (GO): DNA-binding transcription factor activity, RNA polymerase II-specific; RNA polymerase II cis-regulatory region sequence-specific DNA binding
Source: RefSeq, a predicted model, not a curated record